CUUGACCUUCUCACUCAGUAGCCUGCUUCAGCCUGUUCGUGAUCGAAAUGCGUUCCUGCGUUUUACGUAUGCGGACUGGCCUUUAGUAAGGCUUCUUAGGAAGUCAACCGAUAAAAUUCCGUCAACCAUACCAUAUACUGCUGCACAGAGGUAUGUAAGCCUGUCAACGUUGCUGGUGGUUCAUGUAUCUGGAAUACCCUGCGGGCAAGCCUUACCUGUGCAUGGUCCCGGAAGUGAUGCAUGAUCUAUCUGAUUCGGAUCAAUGCGAAUUUCGUGCCUGUGCUAUGGGAAGAGUUAAUGUCAGCACUAUAACGGACGGCAUCAGGCAGUCGUUAUUUCAGCUUCGUUCAGGAUGGGUCAUUGUGUGGGUCUCAACAGACUGUCAAACUGUCGCAUAUGUCGAAGUUAUGGCCGCAACGGCUUUGCUAUUCGACUUCUGCAUCACUUUCGACUCAGAGGUUCGCUGGACAUGGGGGAGAAAGUGGGGGAUUGUGAGGAUAGCCUUUGUUAUUUCUCGCUAUGUGCCGAUUCUGUGUGUCGCUAUGUACCUAUAUUACACCGUCAAGUCAACUCACAGAGGAAUUCCAAAUCCUGGGGUAUUCAUUGCUGUAAAUGGCACCAUCACCACCUUAGGUUCUGCUGCUGCUGAUGUGUUGCUCGUGGCAAGGACGUACGUGUUUUGUGGGGGUGAAAAGAGGAUCUUGAUCGCGAUAUCAUUGUUUGGCACGGCUACAAUCGCAGCUAUAUUAACAAUUAUAAGCGUCGUUGCGAGUAAAUCCACAAAUCCCGAGUGUGGUGCAUGGGAGGGACAACAAGGCAUCAUUUAUGGUUUGUACAUGAUCUUUCAGCUUGUGUUGAUGUUCCUGACGCUCUACAAACGCUUCAAAUUUUACCAAAUGGAGAAUAGUCCGAUAGUUGCUACUAUAUAUCGGGACGGCGUGUUUUACAUGUUGUGCAUAACUCUGUUAUCGGUGAUGGAUUGGGUCGCCAUUCUUAUGCAUCCUUUAUCAUAUACUCGUCGUUUCUAUGGAGCAGGCCUGCAGACAGUUGUGCGCAGUGUUCUUGCCUCACGCAUCUUGUUCAAUCUACGAGCAGCGAACGAAUCACGGGAUGUCGUUAUAAACUGGUCGGUUGCCUCGGGGAUGAUUUUUGCUCAACCGAUCCAAACAGCAUCCUGUGUGGAUCAUCUAGAGCUGUGGAAUAAUACAGACCCGUGACUUAUUUUAAUCAUAGUUCUUUGUUAGACUUGGACCCAACAUAUGCU
Messenger RNA from Suillus subalutaceus, 1264 nucleotides. RefSeq lists its product as uncharacterized. Lineage: Eukaryota; Fungi; Basidiomycota; Agaricomycetes; Boletales; Suillaceae. The transcript is spliced from 17 exons. The coding region runs from base 183 to 1217 and encodes 344 amino acids. The record is from RefSeq and is a predicted model, not a curated record.